UCUCCGCAUAAAGCGGUCCCGGCCGCCGGCCCGCAGACCCGCCGCCGCCGCCGCCGCCGCCAUGGCCCAGCCCCUGUGCCCGCCGCGCCCCGAGGCCUGGAUGCUCUCCGGGGGCUGGGGCCCUGCCCGGCCGCCGCGGCCCUCCGACGGGGACUGCAGCUGCUUCCCUGCCUCGUCCUCGCACUCCUGGGCCAGCGCCGCGGACGGCAGCGCUGUGCCGAGCCCCGGGCGGCCCGCGCCACCUGCGGCCCGCACCCCGACAGCAGGGAGGCGCAGCGCCCGCGGCAGCCGCCUGGGCAGCGGGCAGCGGCAGAGCGCCAGCGAGCGCGAGAAGCUGCGCAUGCGCACCCUCGCCCGCGCGCUGCACGAGCUGCGCCGCUUCCUGCCGCCAGCAGUGGCGCCCGCCGGCCAGAGCCUCACCAAGAUCGAGACGCUGCGCCUGGCCAUCCGCUACAUCGGCCACCUGUCGGCCGUGCUGGGCCUCAGCGAGGACAGCCUGCGGCGCCGGCGCCCGCGGCCCAGCGCCUCGCCGCGCCCUCGGGGCUGCCCGCUCUGCCCCGACGGCGGCCCCGCGCAGGCGCAGACGCAGACGCGCGGCCCGGGCCUGGGCUCCGCAGCCGGCGCCGCGGUGUUCUGGGGGUCUCCGCCCGCCGACCCCGGGGCUCCGGGUGCUGCGUCCGAGCCCUGCGACCCGCUCGAGCUCCACAACGAGGCGGCGGGCCCGCAGGCUCUGGCGAUGGAGCCGGGCCCCUCGUCUCUGCUCUUUCCCGACGAAGUGCUGGCCCUGCUGGAGACCUGGAUGCCCCUGGAGUGGCCGCCCGCCUGAGUCGUUGAAGCGACGACGCACCGCUGGCGCCCCGUCUGUGAGCGCCGAGGCUUUCUUGGCCUCAGCUUCGAAGUGGUCCCUCCCCAGACUCUCUGUCCGGGAGAGGGUCCCAGCGAUCCUGCCAUGGCCCUUCCUGCGAGUGACAGCCUGUGCCCGCCCCGGCCGGCCCUCUCAGCCCCUGUCGCGGUGGAGGAACCCCUGGGCUACAGGCUCGGAGGCGGACAGGACGCUCUGCCUAGUGUGUCUUUAUUUAUUUGUGAAUAAACUUUGUGCUGGUGACAGUUGA
Equus caballus (horse) is the source of this 1112-nucleotide messenger RNA. Its product is annotated as mesoderm posterior protein 1. Gene Ontology annotation, cellular component: nucleus. Lineage: Eukaryota; Metazoa; Chordata; Mammalia; Perissodactyla; Equidae. Gene Ontology annotation, molecular function: DNA-binding transcription factor activity, RNA polymerase II-specific; protein dimerization activity; RNA polymerase II cis-regulatory region sequence-specific DNA binding. Gene Ontology annotation, biological process: heart morphogenesis; mesoderm formation; regulation of transcription by RNA polymerase II. The record is from RefSeq and is a predicted model, not a curated record.